Molecule: messenger RNA, 912 nt
Organism: Purpureocillium takamizusanense
Lineage: Eukaryota; Fungi; Ascomycota; Sordariomycetes; Hypocreales; Ophiocordycipitaceae
Gene: RPS18
Product: ribosomal 40S subunit protein S18B
Exons: 3
Coding region: 117-587 (156 amino acids)
Biological process (GO): translation
Cellular component (GO): small ribosomal subunit; cytosol; ribosome
Molecular function (GO): structural constituent of ribosome; RNA binding
Source: RefSeq, a predicted model, not a curated record
AAAAUCCACGACGUUUAGCGAGCGCCCUACGAAAUCUCCGCCUCUCUUCCCUUCAACCCGAAUCCCUAUCCGACAACCACGAGCACACACGGCAACGACCGUUACAGUUGCCCAGCAUGUCGCUCGUUUCGGGAGAGAAGACGAACUUCCAGUUCAUCUUGCGUCUUCUGAACACCAACGUCGAUGGCAAGCAAAAGGUCAUGUACGCCUUGACCAAGAUCAAGGGUGUCGGUCGCCGAUACUCCAACUUGGUCUGCAAGAAGGCCGAUGUCGACCUGAACAAGCGUGCCGGUGAGCUCACCACCGAAGAGCUCGAGCGAAUCGUCACCAUCAUCCAGAACCCCACGCAGUACAAGAUCCCCACGUGGUUCCUCAACCGACAGCGCGACAUUGUCGACGGCAAGGACUCUCAGAUUCUCGCCAACGGUGUCGACUCCAAGCUGCGUGACGACCUCGAGCGCCUCAAGAAGAUCCGCGCUCACCGUGGUCUCCGCCACUACUGGGGCCUCCGCGUCCGUGGCCAGCACACCAAGACCACUGGUCGCCGUGGCCGGACUGUCGGUGUCUCCAAGAAGAAGGGUGGUUAAGGGAUAUGAUGGUUACGGUAUCGGGUGGACAGGCGUGACGGCUGGUUUCUCCAUCUUUCUGAGCAUUUUGAGAGGAUUGCUUUUUCCUGCAUACAUGCAGCUAGGGCUGUACUCUAAAUCAGAGUCAUGAAUCAAAAAAUCACUUCAAACAAGCUCGUGGAUGCGUUGAAUGUGAAGGCGGGAUGAACGGAACCUGGGAACAGCACAGAAAAUGUUGGCCCGGAUACUACGUUACGUAUUACUUUGUUAGUGCAGUCGUCUCCUUACGACAGGUCUAAGCCUGUUGUCUGGUGUCAUGCAUGGCGGGUAUCAAAGUCAUCAUUGG